Cyprinodon tularosa is the source of this 2865-nucleotide messenger RNA. RefSeq names its product inhibitor of nuclear factor kappa B kinase subunit epsilon (gene ikbke). Gene Ontology annotation, molecular function: protein serine/threonine kinase activity; ATP binding. The record is from RefSeq and is a predicted model, not a curated record. The transcript is spliced from 21 exons. NCBI's taxonomy places the organism in Eukaryota, Metazoa, Chordata, Actinopteri, Cyprinodontiformes, Cyprinodontidae. Bases 270 to 2474 code for a protein of 734 amino acids. Gene Ontology annotation, biological process: peptidyl-serine phosphorylation. Gene Ontology annotation, cellular component: cytoplasm.
UUUUGAAGCCCACACACUUCCUCCAUCAGACGGAUCAGCCACAAACAGAGACAGCCUGCUGCUGCUGCCUUUCAGGAAUCCAACUUAAACCCUGCUGUCACACUCAGGGAACACGGCCGGUCCUGCGGCAUGCCGUCUGUCACUGUCUUCUUCUGCUAAACAACUUAUUAAACAUUGGCCUAUUUUUGUUCCCAGGCGAGGGAGUUUUCUCCUCAGCUCAAAGGUUUGAGUCUUGGAUCGAGUUAAACGGAUUAAAGAAAGAGUGAAAGAUGAAUAACAGCUCAGCAAACUGCAGAGCCGGAACCAGCAUGUCGGGGAUAACAGGAAGCACCACCAACUACUUGUGGUCGGUACAUGACGUCCUCGGUCAAGGGGCCACCGCCAGCGUGUACAAGGCGCGUAACAAGAGAUCCGGCGAGCUGGUGGCUGUCAAAGUGUUCAAUGUGCUGAGCUACAGCCGCCCCCACGAUGUCCAGAUGAGGGAGUUCGAGAUGCUCAGGAAGCUGAACCACAGCAACAUUGUGAGACUGUUUGCUGUUGAGGAGCUGCAGACGAAGCAGAAGGUUCUGGUGAUGGAGUACUGCUCAGGAGGGAGUCUCCUCAACCUGCUGGAGGAUCCAGAGAACGCCUUCGGCCUGCCUGAAGCGGAGUUCCUCACCGUGCUUCAGUGCAUCGUGCAGGGUAUGAACCAUCUGAGGGAGUACGGGGUGGUACAUCGGGACAUCAAGCCGGGGAACAUCAUGAGGCAAGUGGGAGAAGAUGGCAAGUCUGUCUACAAGCUGACGGACUUUGGAGCAGCUCGAGAGCUGGAGGACGACGAGAAGUUUGUGUCUAUUUAUGGAACUGAAGAAUAUCUGCACCCAGACAUGUAUGAACGCGCCGUGCUUCGUAAGCCUCAUCAGAAAUCCUACGGCGUGAGCGUGGACUUGUGGAGUAUCGGCGUGACCUUGUACCACUCCGCCACAGGGAGUCUGCCUUUCACGCCGUACGAAGGACCCCGUAAAAACAAACUCACCAUGUACAAGAUAACCACAGAGAAACCCAUGGGGGCGAUAGCCGGUACUCAGCAGGUGGAAGGUGGUCCCAUACAGUGGAGCUACCACCUGCCGUACAGCUGCCAGCUCUCUCAGGGUCUGAAAGUCCUUCUAGUUCCGGUGCUCGCAGGCAUAAUGGAGGCUGACCAGGGGAGGUGUUGGGGUUUCGACCAGUUCUUCACAGCCACUACUGACAUACUGCAGCGGCAGCCGGUUCAUCUGUUCUCCCUGCAGCAGGCCGUGGCUCACAGCAUUUACAUACAUCACUACAACACAGUGUCGGUGUUCUUUGAAGAGGUGGCGGCCCAGACUGGUAUUGGCAUCCAGCAGCAGCAGCUCAUGUACCUGGGUCAUGACCUGGUUCUGGAGGGCGCCAUGAAGGUGGUGAACCUUCCCUGUACUUCAGCGUCUCAGCCUCUUAUUCUGCUCAGCAGCGCGCCGGAAACCAACACCAGCCUGCCCUUCAGAGAACCGGAGACGCCCCCCAUCCCAUCCAGGUUUGACGUGGUGACGGAUUAUAAUUUCUCCAAGGUAACAGUGGGAAUAGUCCACCAGUACAAGAGGAUCGUACAGCAGCUUCACACGUACAGAGAGCUGCUGCUGCAGGGCUACCACAGCUACAUGAUGAAGUUGCGUCAUGAGUGCACAGAGGCCAUGCACAGCAUUGCAAUAAUCACCAUUCGACUGCAGUCCUGCCUCAGUGCGGAGCACAGGAUCCACAAACUAGCUUCUUUCUCUGAAAAUCAAGGCUCCGUUGAUGGCUUGAGUCAAAAGCUGCACCUGAUUCAUCAGCACCUGCCUAUUUAUUCUGCUGGGAUCCGGGAGUUUCAGACCCAGCUGGAGCACCUGCAGAUACAGCAGGCCAAGCUGGCCGAGACCCUCACACAUGAUAAGGGCUGUCAGAAGAUGCAGAUGCUGCUGGAGAAGAUAACGGCAAUUCAUCAGCAGUAUCGCAAAGACAGGCUCACAGGAAAACUUGCUUAUAAUGACGAACAAAUACACAAGUUUGAGAAAAUCCACCUGUCCUCCCACAUUAAGCGGGUGAAAUCUCUAUUCAGGGAGGAAUGUUUGCUGAGAUAUAAAGACCUGUUGGCUUCAACAAGGACGUGGAGCAGUGUGUUACUGGAGAUGCAGAACCGACUGCGGGAUUUUAAUUCUUUCUCGGCCGGCUUACUAGCAGACUUGGAAACGAGCGAGCAGCAGCAGAAUAAGGCAGUGGACAGGAUCCUCAACUCUCCACAGUUUGGUCGAGCUGAGCAGCAACCUGAAAUCACACCCAGGGACAAGGACCAGAUGGUCUCCAGGAUGCACAGCUUGAGGGACGAAAUGGAGCUUUUGGUUCGAGAACUGCAGUGCAACAACAGCAUCAUAGAGAGCCUGGGAGCCAUGAGCCCCUCAGCAGCUCUGGAUGCCGGUCCAACCAGACCCUCCACCCUGUGACAAUCACCAACAAAAAGAGGAAGCAGUCAGAGAGAUAAAAUGUGAAUCUGAAUAUUAGUGGGUUGUAGUUUAGAGCUCGGGUGUUUGUUUGUUUUUUUUGUUUUUUCCCCUGUCUCCAUUGGAAGAGUGUUUGCUGACUGAGUGAAACGGUUCAAUACAAAGGUCAUUAAUGCCUUUUGUGUUAUUGUAUUUUUAAUAGGCUGCCAUAGUGAGAGACUGGGGAUGAAACCAAGCAAUGCUCUGUCAGCAGCUGGAAUGUUUUAUUUCAUUUCAUUUCCUGUUUUCCCUUCCACUGAAAAAGCCACUUGAGAUUCCAACCAUUCUGCCUCUGUGAGUGCAUUUAUAUAUGAAUACUGACAUUCCAGAUUAGAGGAUGAAAGGCAUUGAUAUU